AUGAGACUCAAAGCCAUCAGCUACGGCGGCAAUCUCCGCCGCAUCGACGCCAAAUCCAUCCCUGCGGCUCGGGUCUCAACGCCCUCGUCCUCUCCUCGCCUUUGCUCCUCCCCCAUGGACACCGAUCUCCUCAGCACUGGCUACGGUAGCAUUAGCUGCGAUUACGGGCCGGGGUUCUUUAACCCCGCGCUCGGGGUCGGAUAUGACGCAGACCUGGACCGGAUCGCGUUGGGCGGUAUAUCGGAUAUGCUGUCAGGCGGGAGGGUGUCUAUCGGCAUGAACGCGGGGAUCAUGCGGGGGCCCUGCUUUGGCGUGGGCGUGAUGAGCGUGUCGGUGAUGUAG
Colletotrichum spaethianum is the source of this 342-nucleotide messenger RNA. RefSeq lists its product as uncharacterized. The record is from RefSeq and is a predicted model, not a curated record. Bases 1 to 342 code for a protein of 113 amino acids. The transcript is spliced from 2 exons. Lineage: Eukaryota; Fungi; Ascomycota; Sordariomycetes; Glomerellales; Glomerellaceae.